AUGGCUUCCAUCACCAUCCUGUACCCCUCGGGCCACGACUUCGAUCUCAAGUAUUACUUGGAAACACACAUGCCCCUCGUAUCAGCUUCCUGGGGCGGCGACGGUCUACAGAGUUGGGAAAUCACCCAGUUUGCCGCUGAUCUGCCUUAUCAGAUCCAGGCUAUCCUCAAGUUUGAGUCGCUGGCUGCAUACGAGACUGCGAGGGCGGGACCCAACUCUGCUGCGGUGUUUGGCGACAUCCCCAAGUUUACUACUGCCAAGCCGAUUGUCUUGAAAGGAGGUAUCCAGGCUGUUGAGAAGGUGGCCUAG
This is a messenger RNA of Pochonia chlamydosporia 170, 309 nucleotides long. RefSeq names its product ethyl tert-butyl ether degradation EthD. The transcript is spliced from 2 exons. The record is from RefSeq and is a predicted model, not a curated record. Lineage: Eukaryota; Fungi; Ascomycota; Sordariomycetes; Hypocreales; Clavicipitaceae. Gene Ontology annotation, molecular function: oxidoreductase activity. Bases 1 to 309 code for a protein of 102 amino acids.